AUGGUCGCCCAAAUCCAAAAGCCAGCUCCUACUUUCAAGAAAACCGCUGUCGUCGACGGUGUCUUCGAAGAAGUCUCCUUGGAACAAUUCAAGGGACAAUGGGUCGUUUUGGCCUUCAUCCCAUUGGCUUUCACCUUCGUGUGCCCAACCGAAAUCAUCGCCUACUCUGAAGCCGCCAAGAAGUUCGCCGAAAAGGGUGCCAAGGUGUUGUUCGCCUCCACUGACUCCGAAUACUCGUUGUUGGCCUGGACCAACGUCGCCAGAAAGGACGGUGGCUUGGGUCCUGUCGACAUCCCAUUGUUGGCUGACACCAACCACUCCUUGUCCAGAGACUACGGUGUCUUGUUGGAAGACGAAGGCAUUGCCCUCAGAGGUAUCUUCUUGAUCGAUCCAAAGGGUACUUUGAGACAAAUCACUGUCAACGACUUGCCAGUCGGUAGAUCCGUCGAAGAGUCCUUGAGAUUGUUGGACGCCUUCCAAUUCACCGAGAAGUACGGUGAAGUCUGCCCAGCCAACUGGCAACCAGGUUCCGAGACCAUCAAGCCAACCGUUGGUGACUCCAAGGAAUACUUCGGCAAGGUCAACAAGUAA
Messenger RNA from Suhomyces tanzawaensis NRRL Y-17324, 591 nucleotides. RefSeq names its product peroxiredoxin. Gene Ontology annotation, cellular component: cytosol. The coding region runs from base 1 to 591 and encodes 196 amino acids. Gene Ontology annotation, molecular function: thioredoxin peroxidase activity. NCBI's taxonomy places the organism in Eukaryota, Fungi, Ascomycota, Pichiomycetes, Serinales, Debaryomycetaceae. The record is from RefSeq and is a predicted model, not a curated record. Gene Ontology annotation, biological process: cell redox homeostasis; hydrogen peroxide catabolic process; response to oxidative stress. The transcript has a single exon.